Ustilago hordei is the source of this 336-nucleotide messenger RNA. RefSeq lists its product as uncharacterized. The record is from RefSeq and is a predicted model, not a curated record. The transcript has a single exon. Bases 1 to 336 code for a protein of 111 amino acids. NCBI's taxonomy places the organism in Eukaryota, Fungi, Basidiomycota, Ustilaginomycetes, Ustilaginales, Ustilaginaceae.
AUGUCUCACGCUCAUCCUGGUGAAAGGAGGUGGAAACGCCGAGGCAAUGACACCUGUCAGGUCUCAAGAAUCGAGCAACCAGAUCCGAUCUCUUCCCGUUGGCAUAUCUUCACAGCUAGCUCAAGCGAUGCUACAGUAUUUUCGAUCCCCCUUUGCAGCCUCUGGCAGCCGCGCCGAAUGUCAAAACUCGUCUGUGGCGGCGGUAAGCCUCAGUUUGACAGUUUGACAAACGGCAAGCGAUUCCGACGUCCUCGGCGUGAGAAAUGUCCCUUCUUCAUACGCCACACAUUCAAUGUGAGAUCUCAACAAGCUGGAUCGUACGAGAACAGACCUUAG